CUUUGGCCCAUUCGAAACUCCACAGCCAGCUGCAUCGAAAGCAGUCAGCUUGACCCAGUCGAGCCUAGAUCUGGACUGCGGGGACAAAACAAGACCCCCGGUGCCGUUGCAUUGCGGCUGAUCAAUGCAGGCUGCAAAAAAAGAAAUAAGGGGGGGCUGCAGCAGCAUGCAUUCCUCCUUUGUAUUGUUUUCGCGCCGAUGGCUGUGACAGCCGAUGCAACUACCCAUCGGAUGGACGGAGUGUCGCACUGCUAA
This is a messenger RNA of Trichoderma gamsii, 255 nucleotides long. RefSeq lists its product as hypothetical. The annotation marks the transcript as partial. The record is from RefSeq and is a predicted model, not a curated record. The transcript has a single exon. Lineage: Eukaryota; Fungi; Ascomycota; Sordariomycetes; Hypocreales; Hypocreaceae.